AUGGAUCUAAAGACAGCAGUAUUUAACGCAGCUCGCGAUGGCAAACUCCGGCUCCUCACCAAGCUGUUGGCAAGCAAAUCCAAAGAGGAGAUUUCCUCCUUGAUCUCCGAGAAGACGAACGGGGCCACGCCGCUCUUGAUGGCGGCCAGGUAUGGGCACCUCGACAUGGUGGAAUUCCUCCUGGAGCAGUGCAGCGCCUCCAUAGAAGUCGGGGGCUCGGUCAAUUUUGAUGGCGAGACCAUCGAGGGGGCUCCCCCUCUGUGGGCCGCCUCUGCAGCAGGACACCUGAAGGUGGUUCAGUCCUUGUUAAAUCAUGGGGCGUCUGUGAACAACACGACUUUAACCAAUUCAACUCCUCUGAGAGCCGCCUGCUUCGAUGGCCACUUGGAAAUAGUGAAGUACCUUGUAGAGCACAAAGCUGAUUUGGAAGUGUCCAACCGGCACGGGCAUACCUGCUUGAUGAUUUCAUGUUACAAAGGACACAAAGAGAUUGCUCAGUAUUUACUUGAAAAGGGAGCAGAUGUUAAUAGGAAAAGUGUUAAAGGUAAUACUGCAUUGCAUGAUUGUGCAGAAUCUGGAAGUUUGGACAUCAUGAAGAUGCUUCUAAUGUAUUGUGCCAAGAUGGAAAAGGAUGGUUAUGGAAUGACUCCCCUUCUCUCAGCAAGUGUGACUGGUCACACAAAUAUUGUGGAUUUUCUGACUCACCAUGCACAGACCAGCAAAACAGAGCGGAUCAAUGCUUUAGAGCUUCUGGGAGCUACAUUUGUAGACAAAAAAAGAGAUCUACUUGGGGCUUUAAAAUACUGGAAAAAGGCAAUGAACAUGAGGUACAGUGAUAGGACUAAUAUAAUUAGCAAACCAGUACCUCAGACACUAAUAAUGGCUUACGAUUAUGCCAAGGAGGUAAACAGUUCAGAAGAGCUAGAAGGUCUUAUUGCUGAUCCUGAUGAGAUGAGAAUGCAGGCACUAUUAAUUAGAGAACGUAUUCUUGGUCCUUCUCAUCCUGAUACCUCUUACUAUAUUAGAUAUAGAGGCGCUGUCUAUGCAGACUCUGGAAACUUCAAACGAUGCAUCAACCUAUGGAAGUAUGCUUUGGAUAUGCAACAGAACAAUUUGGACCCAUUAAGCCCAAUGACCGCCAGCAGCUUAUUAUCAUUUGCAGAACUGUUCUCUUUUAUGCUACAGGAUAGGGCUAAAGGCCUGCUGGGUACGACUGUUACAUUUGAUGAUCUUAUGGGCAUAUUGUGCAAAAGUGUCCUUGAAAUAGAGCGAGCUAUCAAACAGACUCAGUGUCCAGCUGACCCCUUACAGUUAAAUAAGGCUCUUUCCAUAAUUUUGCACUUAAUUUGCUUGUUAGAAAAAGUUCCUUGUACUCUAGAACAGGACUACUUCAAAAAGCAGACUAUAUACAGAUUUCUUAAGCUGCAUCCAAGGGGAAAGAAUAACUUCAGCCCUCUUCAUCUGGCUGUGGACAAGAAUACUACAUGUGUAGGGCGGUACCCUGUUUGCAAAUUUCCAUCUCUGCAAGUUACUGCCAUACUGAUAGAAUGUGGUGCUGAUGUGAACGUCAGAGACUCCGAUGACAACAGUCCCCUACAUAUUGCUGCUUUAAACAACCAUCCAGACAUCAUGAAUCUUCUUAUCAAAUCAGGUGCACAUUUUGAUGCCACAAACUUGCACAAACAAACUGCUAGUGACUUGUUGGACGAAAAAGAAAUAGCUAAAAAUUUGAUCCAGCCCAUAAAUCAUACCACAUUGCAGUGUCUUGCUGCUCGUGUCAUAGUGAAUCAUAGAAUAUAUUAUAAGGGGCAUAUCCCAGAAAAGCUAGAGACCUUUGUUUCACUUCACAGAUGA
Messenger RNA from Pipistrellus nathusii (Nathusius's pipistrelle), 1854 nucleotides. The record is from the annotation of a GenBank genome assembly. NCBI's taxonomy places the organism in Eukaryota, Metazoa, Chordata, Mammalia, Chiroptera, Vespertilionidae.